Molecule: messenger RNA, 1995 nt
Organism: Anopheles bellator
Lineage: Eukaryota; Metazoa; Arthropoda; Insecta; Diptera; Culicidae
Exons: 4
Coding region: 835-1146 (103 amino acids)
Source: RefSeq, a predicted model, not a curated record
GCCGGAGGACGUUGUUGUGUGGACGGCUUUACGGCUAUUUACGCCACCAUUUACGGCGGUCAGACGGCGUGCGGUCAGACGACGUCCGGAUGAUGCGGCACGCAUCGCGGGCGAAGCUAAUCCGAUUAGAGAGCCGUGUUCAGGCCGGACCGAGGCCGGGUUGCCGAUUAGCUGCGGUUAUUUAUUUAUUAUCCGCAUCAUUUCUCGCAUAAGGAAGUGCAGCGAAUGCACAGACACCCGUGCGCUAGACCUUUGACCCUUUACAUUUGGGUUCUGUGGAGCCUGGUUUCAGUUUUAAUUGUGAAAAUGUUUACAAACACACGUUAAGCCAAUCGAGUGAAGUGCGAAGCGUAGUUUGAUAGUUCGGUCACGCUCUGAUCAGCCCCGGGUUGUUGUCAGUGUCGUCAGCUCCGCUUGGUCGUUAUCAACAAGUUGCGGGUCGUGAUUGGUUUAUUUUUCUCGCGCCACAACUCCAUAAUCCGUCAGCUCGCCAACGUCCCACCGCCGAAGGGUUUGUGUUUGCGUGUGUGAGGGAGCUACCAAAUGGACCGCAUCGGAUCGGUGGUGUUAUGCUCUGAUGCACCCCACUCGGGUUCCGGGUGAGAUAAAGCCGAGCCAAGCCGAGACUGAAGCACUCCGAGUGAUGUGGCAGCGGCAGCGUUCGUAGACACAACGCCCCGUUGACAAGCAAACAAUCGGGCUGUCCUGCGACAAGUGGAUGACAAUUGGCCCAUCAAUUGCAUUCCGAGAACAGACGCACUAGAGCAAAAGGACCGGCGUUUUUGGAGGCCGGUUUUCGGUUGAAACCCCGGGAUUCCGGAGCACGGGCGAAAGAUGCCGCGUCCGAAUCAACUGCGAAAGGUGUGGGUUGCGUUUGCCGUGUUUGGCGCAAUUUCCAUCCUGCGGCCAGUGUCGGGCCGCAUCGUGAAGCGCAGCUACUCCGAUCAAAGCGUACGGGGAUACCUGACCGAGCGUACCUGCUGGUGGAACGAGGUGUGCAAGGAGGAAUUCCAACAGCUGUUCCGGUGCCGAUGUCCGCAGUGGUCGUACUGCAGAUCGCCCGGACGGUACUACAACGCGUACUGCUCCAUGACGAACACGGGCUACAUCUGGACCCAACCGACGUGGGACUGGGAGACGGCCUAACCUACGCAAGCGGUCGUAUUGUUGACGCGGCCGGUGUUGUGAACAACCAAAACAAUUUCAGGCGCCUAUGAAUAUUGAUCAGAAACAUCCUCCUCUUCGCACGGCUAGUCACAUUUUCAUCAAAACUCCGACCAAGCAGAACCCCGAGCAGGCGUGAAAAUGGCAUUCCAUAGGUAUUAAUAGAAGUGGUACUACUUCGUCCUCACUGUUGCCAAAGGUAAACCGAUUCCAGAAUCUAAAGCAACGAUUCCGGUGAAGAAGGCACCGGUGAUCAUUCUUUCCUUCGGGACCGUUCGUUUAAUAACAAUUUCAAUUCAACAUCCGAGAUUGCUUCCGAUCUGAGCCAACAAAUAACAAUCAAAAUAACCGUGCCGCUUAAGCGCCAGUGAGCAGAAGGGUGGAAUAGCUUUUACCCCAAACCUAAUCGGGAGACCAAACGAUUUAUAGACUUACAUUUUACAGCGCACCUAUCUGCUCCAAUCGGAAGAGAACCAUGCAGACGCCAACAGCACACAUAAGUGCAAAACGAUCCGAAGCACUCAAAGCAAAACCGGUGGAAGCGAAGGUUAAUUAAAUAUAUAAAAAGAAAACUAAUAUUUUAAAGUACAGCACUAGGUUCCCCGCGGGGCUCUAAGGCCCGGGAUUCCCCCGUAGUGGUUUUUACAGGCGACAAAGUUGAGUUUUACUCGUUCCGUGGGAAUGCAUCGGUGAGUGGAUUCAGGGGAAAGUGGUCAGACCGAAGCGGAUACCAUGUUGAGCUGUUUAGAGCUGGAUAGUGUGUGUGUGUUUGUGUGUUUUAAAGUUAUGCCAUUAAAUAAAACAGUAAACCCAGACGGACUGCAGGAGUGA